Messenger RNA from Xyrichtys novacula (pearly razorfish), 2436 nucleotides. Lineage: Eukaryota; Metazoa; Chordata; Actinopteri; Labriformes; Labridae. The record is from the annotation of a GenBank genome assembly.
ACUCGCGUUGACCUGAGUCGUCCCAUACCCAUAAUCCACCGCGGUAGUUGCCAGUGGAAAAAAUGGCGGCGAGGGCACCAGGUAAAUGUCCGCUCCUCUCUGAUAAACAGUUUAAUAUUCACAUGUUAAAUUGUGUUUUAUAGCAGUAAAGCUUCAAUCGUUUUACAAUGUAAGGUUUAGCAGUGCGAUAUGUGAGAUAAGUCGAGUUUAUUGAAAGCUUUGGAGCUCUGAACGUGUGUGUGUCCUUUAGUGUCCCCGUCCGAUCGAAUGCUAAUGGUGCUGGUGAAGCUAAUGUUAGUAAAGCUGAAGCGAUUAAAACAUUAAGGACAUUAAAGCUUUUGAUAGACACUAAACUAAGCUGUGGUUGUAAGGAAAAAAAUCAUUUGAUUGUUUGAUUUAACUCUUUUUGAUCGCACUGAGCUGUCUUGUUUUACUGCUGUAAAGGUCUUGACUUGGAUGUAAUCUGUUACACCGGCGUAUUGCUGAUUUUCCACAUCAAUAUGUUAAAUGUUAAAAGAAAUAUAUAGAUUGUGUUACUCGAGGCGUUAUGUUUUAAGCAGGUUAUAAUCUGUAAAUUAUUAAUAUAUUGUCAUUAAAAUUGGAGUUCAAGAAGGGCCGAUGUACCGCUUACAUUUGUGACCCUUCUAAGUGGGGACUUCCGGCGUCAGUACUUGACGCACUGACGAAAUGUAGGAAACUAAACAGUCGGCCUAGACUGACGUCUACGUUCAUCUUUUUUUUCGUCUUUUUGAAGCUCAAAAUUCACAUUUUUAAAUCAGAUGGAAAGAUAAACUAAAAACCCAGGUGUAUAGACUCAAACACUUUAAAACAAAUCUUUAGUAUAUUAUAUAUGCUUUAUAUGACACAACAUAUGUCCGUAACACAGUUGACAAAAUGAUAAACCAAAUGUUCAUUUUCAUUAGAAUAAUUAAGUUAUAAAUAAGUUAUUUGAGCUUAGGCUUGCCGAUUAAUUGAUUUAGCACAUUGAGGAUGUAUAUCAUAGAAACAUCAGAGAAUACUGAUAUUUCAAUACCGAAUUGAAAUGUACCCCUAAUUGUAAAAUGACUCAUAUACUGACGCCAAACUUAAUCUAUGUUCAUCUUUUCUGUGUUGUGUUUUUUACAGUUGCAUCAGGCAGGCUUCUGCUGGGUUUCCGCAAAUGGUACUAUAAUCUGUGUGGUUUCAACAAGCUUGGUAAGCUAAAUGAAGCUAAAUGAAGUAAAUCAGUGCCAUCUGAUUUUGAAUAUGAAUCUCCGAAGCUGUUUUUUUUUUUUGCAUCAAAAUCUGACUUUAAAUUUUGAAACUAUUGAAUUUCAAGCAUGCAUUUUUAUUUCUUACACUUGUGUUUUUUCACAAUGAUGAAAUAAAUUCAGAGUAAAAAAUUCAGUCGCUCAAAAAAUUUGUGUAAAAAGUUGACUGAAAAAAAAACUAAAAAAAAUUCAACAUGAAAAAUUUUUAGUGUCAAAAAAUACAGUGUCAAAAUUUUGUUGAUUUAUGUUGAUUUUUUUUUUUUUUACACAUUUUUAAGUUAAAUUUUUACUUAAAAAAUCUUCUGAGAGACUGAUUUUUUUACACUGAAUUAAUUUCAUCAUUCUCAUAAAAACUAAGUAUAAGAAAUAAAAAUGCUUGCUUGAAAUUCGAUGGUUUUGAAAUUCAAAGUCAGAUUUUGAUGCAAAAAAAAUAUUCAGCUUUAGAAAUUCAAAUUCAAAAUCAGAUGGCACUGAUUUACUUCCAUACUCCACCAUUUACAUUUUCCUGAUCAAAACACGCAGGGGAACAUUAUUUUCUAGGCUUUACAAGGUUGUACAGUAGGUCACUUCUUCCAGCUUCUACAGCGAUACCUGUUUUCUGUCCAGGUUUGAUGCGCGAUGAUACGGUCUACGAAGACGCCGACGUGCAAGAGGCCCUGAGGAGGCUACCGGAGAAUCAAUACAAUGAGAGGAUGUUUAGGGUCAAGAGAGCCCUGGAUCUUUCCAUGAAGCAACAAAUCCUUCCUAAAGAGCAGUGGACGAAAUUUGAAGAGGUAGAUUGAAUUCAUAUUGAUUUUAUUUGAAGGAUGAAAGGUGUCAUAUGAGGGAGAACUUCAUACACUUGUCUCACCCAUCAGUAUGUACUUUAAAAGGGUUUUUGACAGGUGAAAUAUAGGUCUGAAAAUGCAAACUCACAUUUCUUGUCCAUUCCCUUUAGGAUGUCCAUUAUUUGACACCAUACCUGGAAGAGGUGAUCCGUGAAAGGAAAGAAAGGGAGGAGUGGAUGAAAAAAUAGACCCGGACAAAGGUGUUAAUUCUGGUCUUCGGUCAGUUUAUGAUUGUUCCCUGGUGUUGUAUUUAAAAUGAAAUGUGAUCUAUGUAAAGAGACAGUACCCAUUAAACAAAACUACAUUUUGGAGGGUGUAAAAGUGGUCUCAUUUUUUUUUUAACUAUAGAAAUAAAAGGU